Daphnia carinata is the source of this 989-nucleotide messenger RNA. RefSeq names its product putative exonuclease GOR. NCBI's taxonomy places the organism in Eukaryota, Metazoa, Arthropoda, Branchiopoda, Diplostraca, Daphniidae. Gene Ontology annotation, molecular function: exonuclease activity; nucleic acid binding. The record is from RefSeq and is a predicted model, not a curated record. Gene Ontology annotation, cellular component: nucleus. Bases 30 to 932 code for a protein of 300 amino acids. The transcript is spliced from 4 exons.
UAAUCGAAGUUUGUUUUCUUGUGACCAAAAUGGAUGGAGGUGCUCUUUAUCGAUCGCUGCAACGUUACGUUUUGACAGAACAGCAACAAGAAUUUAAUGGUUAUCCUCGACCACAUUACGACAAAGAUCGUGCUGUAAUUAAUUCGAAAAACAUCACGCAAGUACGAUCAAUGCCAGGUGUCCAAUUAGCACCUGACAAACGGAUUUGUGAUCGUUGCGGUACCAUUUUUAGAGUUGAUAACAAAGGAAUGCCCAUUAAUAGAGGCGAUCCUUGUUCGUACCACUGGGGUAGAUCGUAUCAACGUCGUGGAUACAAGACGCCCUACACUUGCUGUUCUCGCGAUUCAAACUCCACUGGCUGCACAAUAAACCAAUGGCACAUUAGCGAAAAUUUAGACAAUUUGAAAGGAUUCGUCCGCGCGACAGACAAGCCGCAACCGGUGGAUGGGAAUUACGGUGUAUACGCUCUAGAUUGCGAAAUGUGCUACACUACUGAGGGUAGCGAAGUUUUGCAUGUGGCGGCCGUCUCUUCCGAAUGCAAAACAGUCCUGGACACAUUAGUGAAGCCCAGCAAUCCCGUUCUCGAUUACAACACCCGAUUCAGCGGAAUUUCAGAAAAAGAUGUACGAUACGUUACAACGACGUUACGAGAUGUACAGGAUAUAUUACUAGACAAGUUUUGUAACAAGACAAUUCUGAUUGGACAUAGCUUGGACGGAGACCUCCGAGCUUUACGACUGAUACACGAUACGGUUAUUGAUACUAGUGUCGUUUUCCCACAUUCCCAAGGCCCUGGUUUUAAAAGAGCUCUAAAGACGCUCUGUCAGGUGUAUUUGAACAAAAACAUCCAGAAACCAGGUAAUGGACAUAGCUGUGUCGAAGAUGCUACGGCAUGUAUGGAACUCAUGAUGCGAAAAACAAAAAACUGGUGAAGUUUUAAACAUUAUUAUCUACUUCUAUUUUAUCGCGUAAAUGUAGUGGAAUUAUCG